Daucus carota subsp. sativus is the source of this 1779-nucleotide messenger RNA. Its product is annotated as cytochrome P450 704C1. The transcript has 5 exons. The coding region runs from base 203 to 1738 and encodes 511 amino acids. The record is from RefSeq and is a predicted model, not a curated record. Lineage: Eukaryota; Viridiplantae; Streptophyta; Magnoliopsida; Apiales; Apiaceae. Gene Ontology annotation, molecular function: monooxygenase activity; iron ion binding; heme binding.
UUCGUGGAAAGAAAGAAGAUACUCAUUUUUAUUCAUGUAGAUUGAUGAAUUUGUCGUUUCUUUUUUCCUUCGUUGGAAAGGAAAAGAACUGCAAUGAGAAAAAUAUAGAAAAUGGCAAUGUCACUGUCUGAGAAUUUAAGCAUUUGCAUAAAUUCCAGCACAUUUUGCUAUGUGAUAUUCAACCAUUUUUCCGACCUCAGAGAUGGACUUCUUCUGUGCUAUCAUUGCAUUCUUGGUAAUUUCAGCACUGCUUCUUCUAAUAAUCUUUUCUGCUCUAAUGCUGAAAAUCUUUACUGGAAAGUCGAUCAGAAAUCCCCAGUACCCUCCGGUGGCUGGAACUGUAUUCGGUCAGCUGUUUUAUUUCAACAGGCUCCAUGACUACCUGGCAGAACUGGGGAAAAGACAUGGUACUUUUAGACUUCUUGCACCAGACCAGAGUGAAAUUUACACAACUGAUAUACAAAACAUUGAACAUGUACUUAAAACCAGUUUCAAUAAGUACUCUAAAGGUCAAUACAAUGUAGAUAUAGUAACUGAUCUGUUUGGCCAAGGUAUCUUUGUUGUUGAUGGUGCUAAGUGGCGCCAGCAGAGAAAGCUUGCAAGUCAUGAGUUCUCAACAAGAGUUCUUCGCGACUUCAGCUGUACAGUGUUCAGAAACAAUGCAAUAAAGUUGGUUAAAACUGUUACUGAACUUUCCUUAGCUGGCACAAUUUUUGAUAUACAAGACUUGCUAAUGAGAUGUACUUUGGACUCCAUUUUUAAAGUUGGAUUUGGAGUGGAUUUGAAUUGUCUGGAAGGAUCAGAUGAAAAAGAAAAGGCGUUUAUCAGGGCGUUUGAUGAUUCAAAUGCAUUAACAUAUUGGCGCUAUGUGGAUCCAACUUGGCAGCUGAAGCGGUUUCUUAAUAUUGGCUCAGAAGCUUCCCUUAGCAAGAACAUAAGAAUCAUAAAUGAUUAUGUGCAGAAUUUAAUAAUCAAGAAGAGGGAACAAUCUGAAAUGCUACAUCAUAUCAACGAAAAGGAGGAUAUACUCUCAAGAUUUCUGGUGGAGAGCAAGAAGGAUCCAGAAAAUAUGAAUGAUCAAUACUUGAUGGAUAUAAUUCUAAAUUUCAUAAUUGCUGGCAAAGAUACAACUGCAAAUACGCUUUCAUGGUUUUUCUAUAUGGUCUGCAAGAAUCCACUAGUACAGGAGAAAAUAUCACAAGAAAUAAGAGACGUUUUUGGCAGCAAGCGCGAUGAAAGUAGCAUUGAAGAUUUUGUAGGUGCUAUAAAUGAUGAAAAACUUGAAAAAAUGCAGUACCUGCACGCGGCUUUGUCAGAGACCUUAAGACUCUACCCUGCGGUCCCUGUGGACGGAAGGUGUGCUGAGGAGGACGACAUUCUUCCUGAUGGUUAUAAGUUGAGAAAAGGCGAUGGCGUAUAUUAUUUAUCAUACGCGAUGGGGAGGAUGCCUCGUAUAUGGGGAGAUGAUGCUGAGGAUUUUAGGCCAGAAAGAUGGCUCAACAGCGAUGGGGUCUUCGUGCCUGAAUCACCCUUCAAGUUCGUGGCAUUUCAUGCUGGACCGCGAAUUUGUCUUGGCAAGGACUUUGCUUAUCGUCAAAUGAAGAUAGUAUCAAUUGCUCUGCUUCGAUUCAUUCGUUUGAAACUAGCUGAUGAGGAAAAUAAAGUGACUUAUAGGACCAUGUUCACUCUUCACAUUAAUGGAGGCCUUCAUCUCCGUGCAGUUCAAAGGCCAGCCUAGUUAUGUUCAGUUAUUAUGUGUAACAAGUAUUUUCACUCUUC